UAUAACCAAAAAAAUACUAUAUGUCACAUUGUGCAAAGGGCCUAAUUCUUCAAGUAGCAUAUUUAUAAGCACGCUUAUGAUGAACGUCAUUUUGGGCGUCCGAAACUAUUCCGUAACUUUCUUUAGACGCGUGGAAGGACGCUACUUCAACAAUACGUUGCAUAUACAUAGCAAUUAUGAAUGGGUAAAACUUAUAGUCAACAAUGCACUUACGCGUUUUGUUUACAUGCUCAAAUAUUAGCGUGUAUUUUCUAUCAGCUUGUUUCGUUAAAAAAUAGUUAGACACUGAGAGUACAGUUGUCUCCUCUCAAGAAAAUAAUGGACUUGUUCUUAAGUAAAUAAAUUAUGACGGCCUGCGAUCAAGUUUAUCACUAACACUGUAGCUCAAUAAGAAAUGAUAUUGAUAACCAUCCGAUCUAUUUUUUUACACAAUACUGCAAUAAAUUCUAUGUCCUAAUAUAAUCACGUCAGUAGACAUUGAACAUAACGCCUCCGCUAAGUACCCAAGAACUAGUAGCAAUAAUAACAACAAAGAGAUGAUAGAUGAUAAGUUGCAGUAGUUUCUGCUUCAAAAUAUUGGAAGCGUAAAUUGACAAGAACAAGAUUUUAAGUAAAAAUUACAAACAACGAAAUAUUAGUGCAAGCAACCGUUAUGACUCUUAAAUCAACUGGAAACUAUCGCAAAUUAAAAAGCCAAUCGGAAUGGUAUUACAUUGCGAUACUUGCUUUAUUUGCUAUUUUGAAUGGUACGUCGUCUAAUGCUUGUAGCUGUACUUUCUUGUGGUGUUUCGAGUAUUUUUGCUACAUUGCAACAAGUCAACGUCUUGGUUUUAACGCGAAAUUGGUCCAAAUCGGAGAUGAGGUAGCACGCCAUAUAAGAAAAUGUUGCGCAAGUGGAAUAAAAUAUGCCGCCAAUCAAAACAACUGUGACAAAAAUGACUACGAAGUAUACGAAAUACCACCUCUUUGGCUUGGACUCUGUCAUUCGACAUAUAGUGUGUGUUGUUCACAGAAACUAGAGGAGCAAUAUUGUGUUGCCGGACGUUUGGCCGCCUUGCGUGGUUCUCGAUGCGAUGAGCAAUACAACAUUACUGAAUAUGGAGAUUGUUGUCGGGCCUGUCAGGUGGGCCUGGCUGUCAAAGCUAGUAGUAAUGAUUGUGACAAUACCCUUUUUACGUACUUCAAUAAAAUUGAAACAUAUCAUAUUUGUUGCGAUGGGAACAGAACGAACUAUGACUACGCUAGCGCCAUAAUUAUUGACGACAAAGAUUCUGAGUACAUGGAGGAAGAAAAGCAAGUGAAAACUGAAGCCAGUCAUUUAAAUGGCGCUGUGGAGAAAAUCGAUAAACGUAAGGAAUUAAUUGGAAACUCUAGUGAUGGCACUAUUGUGCUUCGAGAAGAUGAUGAUGACAUAUGCGGAAAAGUGAAGAAUCUGUGCGCACAUAUUUGUGAGAAUACCAAAGAGGCGUACCGUUGUAAAUGUAACCCUGGUUAUAAGUUAGAAGAAAAUAAUGUUACUUGCUCUCGAGUCAUAAAUGACGCGAACGGUAAAAACAACGCUACUGAUGAACGAAGUCAAGAUGUAGAGAUUGCUGCCACUGACGAAGACGAUAAUGUAGCCAAUAAAGAAAUUCGUAGCAAUAUUAUUAAAGUUGGUCCAUUAGAAUGUUAUAAUGGUUUCGAGUAUGACUACGUAAAUGGUAAAUGUAUUGAUGUUGAUGAAUGUGCAAAUAAAUUAGACAAUUGCAAAAGUUAUCAAUACUGCCACAACACUAUUGGGGGCUUUCAUUGCUUGAAUGUGAACUCAAAAAAAUGUGACCCAGAUAAGGAGAAAUGUGAAGAGUGUAGUGCCGGAUAUCACUAUAAAAAUAAGAGCUGUGUUGACAUAGACGAGUGCGACAUCGAUGAAUAUGCAUGCGAUAGCAGUCAGAUGUGCGUGAACGAUAUAGGUGGAUAUCGAUGUGAUUGCAAAAUAGGUUUUAACCUUGACGCAAUCACUAACGCUUGUGUCGACAUAAACGAGUGCUCCAUCAACAACCACAAUUGCCUACCAACUCAACGUUGUGACAACACAUAUGGAUCUUAUGUCUGCGUUAGACUUCAAAGUUGCGGUACAGGGUAUACAUUAAGCGCCGAAACAGGAAACUGCGAUGAUGAUGAUGAGUGUGAUCUUGGCAUACAUAACUGUCCAGCCGAUUAUGAAUGCCAUAACACAAAGGGUUCAUUCCGUUGUUACCGUCGCAUUCUGUCAACUAAGAGAACUUCUAAAGGACCGUUGUCAACUAAUGUAACAAGCAAAAUACUACCUGCAAUUUAUUUGUCCAACCUAUACCAUCGCAAUGGCACAUCUUACAGCUUCCCGGGGCACUAUGUUUCGCAGCAAACACAAAGCCGAAAUAGUUUUCGAGAGGAGGCACCGCGUUAUACUAGUAUUAGCGAUACAAGUAAUAAUCAGUUGCCACCAUGCCAAGUUGGUCUCCAUCGCAACCAGCUGGGCGCUUGUGUUGAUUUCAACGAAUGUGUUUUGACGAAUCCGUGCAGCCCGCAUCAACGCUGCAUCAACACAAAUGGUUCCUACCGUUGCCAAAAUUUAUUGCAAUGCUCUGCCGGCUAUAAGUCAACUCCGGAUGGUGCGCAAUGCAUAGGUAAGAUGAUGAGGUUCCUUCAAAUGUUUUAUUAAUCUUUAUAAUUGUUU
Messenger RNA from Ceratitis capitata (Mediterranean fruit fly), 2695 nucleotides. Its product is annotated as fibulin-2. Gene Ontology annotation, molecular function: calcium ion binding. NCBI's taxonomy places the organism in Eukaryota, Metazoa, Arthropoda, Insecta, Diptera, Tephritidae. The record is from RefSeq and is a predicted model, not a curated record. The coding region runs from base 653 to 2680 and encodes 675 amino acids. The transcript has 9 exons.